This is a messenger RNA of Maylandia zebra (zebra mbuna), 7417 nucleotides long. RefSeq names its product genetic suppressor element 1. NCBI's taxonomy places the organism in Eukaryota, Metazoa, Chordata, Actinopteri, Cichliformes, Cichlidae. The record is from RefSeq and is a predicted model, not a curated record.
AGCACACUGUCUCCCAUCCUCAGCUUUUGGAGUAUUUUUUUUUUUUGCUUCACCCUCCUCUCUGUCACUCUUUCUGCAUCUUUCUCUACUUCCUCUUCUCUCUACACGGGUUGAGUUCAGAGGCUGAAGAGGAGGUGAGCGAGGUAGACAGAGGCUGACCCCUCUCCCUGCCUCCUUUCUCACACCCGCAGGGCCCAGAAAAGAGAAAGAGAGCGUGCGCGAGAGAGAGAGCUGGAGCAGGGAGUCGUCUGAUGACUUACAUUAACAACAAACUCCUUAACCCAGCCGACCGCAGCCCAUUCCCUCUGCCCGACCCCCCCCUCCCUGCCUCCUUUAACCCGGAGUCUUACUCUCUGAGUCAGUGGAGGAGGGAUCCAGGAUCAUGUUCGGAUUAAAGACCCCACACUUCUACCUCCCAGGUAUGAACCAUGAGUCCAAUAAGUCACCAUCAUUAGGAAUGAUCUCCACGGCGAGUCGCACCACGGCUACAGUCAGUCCCCUCAGUCCACUAACCAAUGGGAACGCAGUUGCCCAGUCUGCAAACUCUGGAUUUGCUGCUGCCCUUCGUAAACUGGCCAAACAGGCAGAGGACCCCAGAGGUUCUGCCCUCAGCGGUGAAUCGUCUCCCGUCUCUUCCCCGGCCACCAGCCACAGCUCGCCGGUUACCACCCCUAAGCGGGGCUCUUUAGGGCCCCUCCUGGGCCAGAACAGGGGCCGCAGUGUCCCCAGCACACCUCCAGUAGUCACCAUUGCCCCCACAAAGACAAGCAACGGCCUGUGGAGGGCCGACGGAAGACAGGUGGAGCCGAGUGUUCAGGGUCUCAGCAGGGAGCGGGUGGGAGCUGAGAACCCCCAGCCACAGCAGGAUAAGAGGACUCCUCCCAUCUCUUCACCUCACCCCCUGGCUCACUCCUUUGGCCUCACACCAAGCAGCAUCAUGCAAGACCCCCGAAUGCAGAGCAUUAGUUUGCCGGGGCAGAUGCACCCCGUAGUGCCCUCAGGUGCCGUUCCAGAGGAGUACCUGAGAGCACUCCGGCCGUUCGCCACCUCAGAUGACCUCCGUCUGAGCUCUCUGCCCCUGAGCCUCGACCCGGCCGCUGCAGCCCACGCCGCCGUCGCCGCUUACUAUCAUCCAGCCUACUUGCACCACCCUCUGUCCUUACCGAGGAUGGAGGAGUCUCUGUGUCUUUCUGCACUGCGAUCACAGUUCUACUCUGUGCCUGCAGGGGGUGCCUUCCCUCCACUGCACCCCUCUGCCCUCCACUUACACCUGCCUGGAGGCCGCUACCCUGCAGACCUAAACCACACAGCCUUAUCUGAGAGGCUACAGAUGGAGAACGAGCUCCGCCAGCGAGAGAGAGAGCAAGAGCGUGAACGAGAGAAAGAGAGAGAGCGAGAGGCCGGGCUGGAACGAGAGCGGGAAAGAGAGAGGGAGCGAGAGGAGGAGAGGGAGCGUGAGAGAGAGCUGGAAAGACAGAAGGAGAGGCAGAGGGAGAGACAGCAGCAGAUGGUCAGAGCGGCGGAGGGCCACUACCUGGCUGAGCUGCAUGCUCGGAGGGCACCACCGGAGGACAGGGCCAGGCCAGGAGAAAGGCUGACCCCGAACAGACUGGUUUCUCCAGAUAAAUCCAAGGACUCCGAACACCCAGGUUUUUCAGCACCUAAGCCUCUGCAGCCUAGCAUUCACUCCUCCAGGGGCUCUGUGCCAUACCCAGUGCCCAGCUUGUUGCCUUCUCACCUGGGGAAACAUCAUGCUGGUGCUGUUGGUGGGAUCCAUGGAGCUCUUUCCGCCAGCAUGAUGAGUCAGAGAGCCAGCGAGGAGGCGUGGUUAACACAACAGCGAGCACAAGGACAGGACAGGGAGCUUGGCCUCAGGUCACCGGGGAAAGGGGUGGAACCGAGGAGAGACGGCAGCCGCAGUACCGGUUCAGUCUAUCACAACCCAGGCAGCAAAGAUGUCGCAGCCUGCCUCGGCGCUCCACCGCCGCUAAUCUCCCCAAAAGCUCCUCAUCAACCUCCUGCCCCUGCCACUACACUGUGGAACCCAGCUUCUCUUGUUGACGCACCUGCAGACUCCCGCAGAAAACUAAACGCCCCAACGCCACCGAGUCGACCGCCACCGGGAUUGACCAGAGCCGAGAGACCGCCUGCGGCAUGGGGGGAGAGGCUGGAAGAGGGCAACAGGAGGAUGGCAAAAAGCCCAGAAAGGUUCGCCUCACUCAGGGGAGCAAGUUUACAGGAGUGCUGGAACAAGAGUGAGCAGGACAGAGCCAUCCAGAGCCUCUACCACCGGCAUCACAUCAAUAACCUCCACCAGCGAUCCUUUAUGCCUCCGUCUAUCUCCAGUGGAGCCUGCACUGACCUAGGGGGACGGUGCCAGGCUGCUUCUCCGCCAGCGGUAAGGGAGCGACCGCAUCAGGUGCCUGACAGCAUGAUGGUGUACGAUGAGGUUCUCCAGCAGCAUCGCAGGCUGCUCAGCAAACUCGACCUGGAAGAGAAGAGGAGGAAAGAGGCCAAAGAAGGAGGUUAUUACUAUGACCUGGAUGAGUCAUAUGAUGAGAGCGAUGAGGAGGAGGUGAAAGCUCAUCUGAGAAGAGUGACAGAACAGCCCCCACUCAAGCUGGACACGUCUUCAGAGAAAGUGGAUUUUCUGCGUGUGUGUGGUCUUACUACGCUGACCCAUCGCGAUGAUCUUCUGGCUCAGAAGAGGAGGAAGAGGAGGAGGAUGAUGAAAGAGCGCAGCGUCUCUCCUCCGGCUGUGCAGGGCAAGAAAAAGGCCUGCUCAUCUUCAACAUCUUCAACACCCACAACUCCCUUAACUACUCCGUACUCUGCCGAGCAGAUGGACUGCACCCCCGAACUGGAGAAGAAAAAAGACUUCCUCCUUAUGUUCAACCUCUCGCACGUCAGCCCACAGCAGAGGAGAGAUAAAGAGAGAACAGAAGAGCUGCUGAAGGCCAUUCAGAGGAAGACUGUGACGUUAGACACACUCAGAUAUAAUCCUUUACCACUGUGCAGAAGUCCUCCGGCUCCCUCCACUGGUGACUCCUUCUCAGCACCUCUGCCGUGUCCGUCAAAUGGACACCUGUACCCAGACUCUCCCAGCCCCUCCCCUCCCUAUCUUAGCAAACAUAAACACCUUCAUAACGACGCGCACAAACCACCUGUAGACUCCACGGUGACUCGGCUCCCUCCUCCCUUGGCCCCACAUCAUGAAAAGGUUGAAUUCGUGGAGACACAAUCGAACAGGAAGCGCCAGGGCCUCCAGAACGGCGCUGGCACUGGCGCUGCUGCUGCUCAGAAAAAGGAGCCCAGUCAAGUGCAGAAUGGGCGGAAUCGACCCUUGGAGCGGUUCACCCCUGAGGCCUUCGCUCAGCACUUCCAUCAGGCUGUGCUGCAGUCCACACACAGCACACUGCAGAACAAAGGACUCUCAAAUUGUGUCCCAGAGGCCGGCGUGAAGGCCGAUCCCUCGCAGCCUCACAGCGUCUCUCAGCUGAAAAGUUCAAAUCUCAUCCAUGUCUCUCAGCGUGCACAUAUCAAUGGCCAUCACUUCCCUUCUUCUGUAGCCAACCGGGACACUCUAGCCCCACAGGAGAACCUGUCUGAGGAUGAGGAAGAGUCCGAUCAGGAAGAGGACGAAGAGGAGGAGGAGGAGGAGGAGGAGGAGGAUGUUCCAAGGAAGUGGCAGGGCAUUGAAGCUAUUUUUGAGGCCUACCAGGAGUAUGUGGACGAAUGGAGUAUAGAGAGGCAAGUCCUUCACAGUCAGUGUAAAAGACUCGAAGCACAGAACUACAAUCUGACCAGAACUGCAGAGCAGCUCUCUAUCACUAUGGGGGAGCUGGUGACUCAGAGGCAGAAAGUAAGAGAGGAGAGGGAGAGACUGCAGGCCCAGCUCGAGCACUUCAGGAGGUGUUUAACUCUACCGAACAUUCACUGGGGCAGGGGCCAAGUGAACGGGCACACGCCGAGGUGACCUCUGACACAGACUCUCCAAAGCCUCUGACAGCGGAGGAACAGUAACAAGAACGGGCUGGAGCCGGGCCACUCUCCUCACUCGAAGCACUCGACGGAGCCAACAGUUGUCUUGUUACCCUUUUUGGACAGUCAAUUCUGUCACAUGACUGGUCCCAGAUACACCUUACUACCUGCUAUAUUUGUAUCACAGUAACUGUAAUCCAUGGUGUCCAUGUAGAGCUUAAACGGUCUGAUUCUUCCCAUGGAUUUCAACAACACUGCGUAGCUACGGCAGCAUCGUUGUUAGAGUAACGCUAACCACUCCUACUUGAGUUGGCUUUCAAGUACAGCAAUGUGAAAAAGAGAGUACAACCUCUUUCAGUUCUAAGGUUUUACUUAUCAGGACAUAAUCACAAAAAUCAUCUGGUCCUUAACAGUUCAAAUGCAAUAUCAGUUGGACAAUAACAGCAGUGUGUCAGAACUAAGUACACCUCACAGUUCAGUGCUUGAAGAACCACCUUUAGGAGCAAUAACUUGAAGUAAACAUUUUCUGUAUGACUGCAGCAGUCUCUUACAUCAUUGUGGAAGAAUUUUGGCUCAGUCUACUUUACAGCGUUGCUUCAGUUCACUGGGGUUUUCUUGCAUUUGUUUAUGCAUGGCUCUCUCGAGGUCCUGCCACAGAUUUUUAGACAGGCUGAGGUCUGGACAUUGUCAGGGCCAUUGGGCCUCAUUCACUAGUAUUUAUGUAAAUUUUUGUUACACAAGCGUGUAUGAAAAAAUGUUGUUGGAAUCAUAAAUUGCGCCCAGCGCCCUUUUUUGUUUUACCAACACACGUUUGUUACUGAAUCUGAAUCCAACAGGAUUCUGCAAUCUUCAUACUGCCACAGCCCGAUUUCUCUAUAUAUGUAAAUGCAUUGACCUCAAAGCGAAGUAGAGACAGCUGUGGUGAUGUUGUUAAGACCUGCAGUGCUAAGGAAGAAAGCAGGAAAAAGUCUGACUGAAGAAACUGAAACAAGUUUGAACAACAGACUAUAAAAUAAAAAAAAAAGAAAACAGCUGAAGAAUGAGGAGCAGCUGAUCUGUCCAAGAUGAGAAACUCAAUCCUUUCUUUUUCUAAUAUCUGUGGAGAAGUGCCAAGACACUGGAUUUUAAGGAAUCAUAUCCAGCGAUACGACAGAAGUCAUUUUAAUGAAAAAAGAACAUUUAAUGUAAGAUGAGAUAAAGGGAUAUUGGAAUACAUUUAAAUUAAAAGACCUCCACCUUUUCAAUUUUUUAUUUAUUUAAUUGUAAUUCUGAUAAUCCUGAUUUUAUUAUUCGUAGUAGUAGCAGGAGCAGUAAUAAUAUUAGUAUUUAAAGACAGGUGUUUACAUUUUCUGAGACAUUUCUCUGUACACUUGGCCAGGGGCACUUCUAAAUUUCUUUAUAGACUACAAACAAGUUUGCAUAUUAAAAUAUCGAUGAAUCACAGAUUUGUGUGUAACCACUGUUUGUGAAUGAGGCCCACUGUCUUGCUGCACGACCUAAUUUCUCCAAGUUGUUCCACUAAAAUCGUGUAAUUUGUUCAGAUGCAACUUUGCAAACCUAAGCCAUGCUGCCAUGAGAGAAGAGGCUUUCUCCUGGCAACCCUUCCAAACAAGCCAUACUAGUUCAGUCUCUUUCUAACUGUACUGUCAUUAACUUUAACAUUUAACAUGCUGAAUGAGGCCUGAGAUGCAGCUCUUGGGUUUUUGCAGUUCCUCUGAGCAGUGCAGCGUUUGACCUUGGGGUAAAUUUACUGGGGCGUCCACUCCAGGGAAUGUUGGCAACUGGUUUGCAUGUAUUCCACUUGUUAAUAAUCUUUCACUUAAAAAAAAUUGAAAAUGGCCUCAUAACUCUUUUAAAACAAUUGCUUCUCAGAUCACUGCUGAUGUCUUAUCUCCUUGGCACUUUGUUAAAACACACCUGAAUGCUCCUGAGCUGCAAACUUCCAAAACUGCUUUUAUAGAGGUUCUCACACUUGCUGAUGGUCAAUCAAUCAGCCAGCACCUAGCUGCUCUUAAUUGCUAUAGAGGCAGUGAGGGUGUGCUUAGUUUUUCAUGCACUGCUUGGAAAUUCUGUUAUAGUUUUUGGUGAAAUUAAUAAUGACACGGUGUAAUGCAGCAUGCUUAUCUGAGGUUAUAGUUAAAUAAUGUUAGAACCCAGUAAGGACCAGAUCAUUUAUUAUGUGCUAAUAUGUUCAUUCUUAGAUUCGAAAGAGAGUGUGCUUUUUUUUUUUCCUUCACAAGACUGUAUGCCCAGUGUACAGUCAUAUUUUCAUAUGGAUUUAAAAUGUUUCAGUCUACACUAAAUAAAUGUAUCAGCAGGCACAUAUCUGUAGCUUCUCUGGGCAGCAAUGAGGUAAUCCGGGUGUGCAAUGAUCACCCAGUUGGACCUCAGAAAAUAAAAAUUGAGUCAAGGAAUCAAGCACACCUCAGGCCUUAAACUUGACAGGAUGCACUUGAAAUGUAAGCAGAGGGAAACUUGACCGUCCUCUGUAUUGUAUGUUGUUGCUUAGUUAUAUAUAUCUGACAGAUGAAGCGGUGUGUGUCGCUGGUAAAAGCUCUACGGAGCGUAGGGAACGUCUAAAAUGUCUAUAUAACAGCAAAUGGUAUCAAUGGCAUUUUUUUAGGUCAGAUUUUUUUAAUGGGUAAUGUCACUUGUGAUAGAUGAAGAGUUUUGUAUGCUUUAUCGGUUUAACCAUUUGUCGUGGGAAGCCAUAUGCUUUGUUUAAACUGCUGCUGGUCAGAAUGAAAAGGUUUAGAAAUUUAAGGAGACUGGCACAGUCGGUGUUACGUGACGCUAAAAUGAUUGAGAGGUGCACUGUGGAUGGAGAAACGUCAGUCAUGUACCAUUUUUUUUUUUUUUUUUGGAUGGUACACCCGGGAGUCUGUGUCUCAAAGCCCUUAACAUGACCAUAAAUGUUAGAGAGAUAAAUAAGUCAUUGAAAUGCAGAUUCUGCAUCACUUGAGCGAGGAUUUCUCGCAGUUUUUGUCCAAUUUCAACUGAAAACUACUUUCAGGAAGAGAAAAGCCAAACGAUUUAGUUCACUAUUCCAAUUCAUGUCAAAACUAAUUUAAAAAAAGACACCUGUAAUAAUUAUUUAUUGUUUUAUGCAUAACCUAAGCGACAGAAUAACAAACUAUACCUUUCACUGGUAUUUUGAUGAGACUUCUUUUUGUUUAAGACAAAAAAUAAUGUCACUUGUUCAGUUUCUAUCUACAAGCACAAGCACCGUAGCAAUCCCGCCCUCCCCUCCAGUUCACCUGACCGUCCUGCGUCACUUUUUCCGUCUCCUCUGCAAACCUGCUGUGAAAUCUUGCCUAUUUGCUUCAAUCCGUUAUGUAAUUUAUUAUUUGGGCUGUAUAAUGGCAAUGAAUUAUUUAUUAACAUACGGUAUAUUGCUGUAAAUUCGGGUGUAAAUUUACAUUAAAAUACUUGUAAA